Lodderomyces oxycetoniae is the source of this 558-nucleotide messenger RNA. RefSeq names its product Mso1p (gene MSO1). The record is from RefSeq and is a predicted model, not a curated record. Lineage: Eukaryota; Fungi; Ascomycota; Pichiomycetes; Serinales; Debaryomycetaceae. The coding region runs from base 1 to 558 and encodes 185 amino acids. The transcript has a single exon.
AUGCAGCAUUCUAAUACUGGUGGUGGUUUUUUUUCCAAAAUCAAGGAAAAUUAUAGCACGAAAUUUGCUAAUCUUUCGCUUGCAGGAGGAAAUACGGAGAAAGACGGUUCGACCCCCAAUGAUACUCUAAUACACCAUGCAUUUGUAAAGUAUUAUGAGUCCAAGGGGUUAGCGUAUCCUGAAUGGUUAGGUGUAAAGACUUUUGAGCAGCAGAAUGUCCAGCCUCAAUAUGGCCGUUCUCUGAGUUAUAGCAGGAUAGGCAAUGGCCAAACAAGUCACCAGCCACAUGCUUAUAGAAGUCAAACGCAAAGUUUUCAAGACUCGGAAUUUCAGCCGGUAAAACAGGAUAAUCUAUUUAACAAUAGCUUUUCACAGAGACAAUUUCAGCAACAGCAGCAACUGCUGCCGCUGCUGGUGCUGUUGCUGCCGCUGCAAACAGAUGCGUCUACUGGUAGAUUAACUGCACAGCGAACGUCUAGUAGAUUGCAAGACUUGUAUAAUAAAUCAAGGCAGCAAUCUGCGAGUGCAGGGUAUACAAGCGCAAGAUACAACCGCUGA